AUGAAAUUUGUCUGGCAACUCUUGUUGCUGUUUUUCAUAACCCUACUCUUAGUUUUCUACUUUUCACUCUCAUCGAAUGCCGAUUUUAGUAGUCGUUGUUUCGUAUUUUCUGUCUUCAAUGUUGUCUUCUGCGCAGUACUUGUUGGAGAUGAUAGAAAAUCGGCUCAAGAUUUUGAUGGGAUUUCGGACUUUUUAGGGUUUGGUUAUGAAGUAGAUUGGGAAGAGAAGACAAUGGAUGAGAUGAGCAGUGACGAGGAUGACGAUGACUUUUAUGAUUCAGAUGGUUAUGAUUCGGAAAUAGAGUGGACCGAUGAUGAUAAUGACGAUGAUACUGAUGAAGACGAUGACGAAGAACUCAAAGAAUACGACCAAAAUUUGGAGGGCAGAAUUGAAGAGUUUAUAGCUAAGGUGAUCAAAGGAUGGAGAGAAGAAUUACUGAUGGAGAAAAUGAACAGCAAUCAAGAGAACUGA
Molecule: messenger RNA, 471 nt
Organism: Sesamum indicum (sesame)
Lineage: Eukaryota; Viridiplantae; Streptophyta; Magnoliopsida; Lamiales; Pedaliaceae
Source: RefSeq, a predicted model, not a curated record